Messenger RNA from Saccharomycopsis crataegensis, 1668 nucleotides. RefSeq lists its product as uncharacterized. The transcript has a single exon. NCBI's taxonomy places the organism in Eukaryota, Fungi, Ascomycota, Saccharomycetes, Ascoideales, Saccharomycopsidaceae. The record is from RefSeq and is a predicted model, not a curated record. The coding region runs from base 1 to 1668 and encodes 555 amino acids.
AUGUCUAACAAAGUUGGCUCUUCUAGCGAUCAUCCAGCGGAAUCUCUCAAGCAUAUCAAUGCAGAAAUUGUCGCGCAACUUUCCAAGCUUCCCCUGAAGCUACCAACUGAGGGUGAACCAUAUCUUUCACAAAUCAAGCCACUUAGAUCGCUGUUUGAAUAUGCCUUUGUCUAUAAUUGGCUCAGUGUCUUUCGUGGUGCCAUUAAGAUGAGCGCAGACCCAUUUCAUGUAUAUAUUUGGGAAGAAGAGUUGGCGGGAGUCACUUUUCCUAGCACGUUCAUCAAUAGGCUAAAGGUAAAUUUAAUCAAUAGUUUAUUAAAAGCUGGUAUGAAGAUACGCGCCCCGGAGGAAUUCGAUCAGCUGUUGAUGUCAUUUUUAGGGGACCAAUUGGAUGAGAUUUUGAAUAAAUAUGAUGUUCAUGUCUCUGAUUAUAUAGAUGAGGAACAGGGAGCUGAAGAUUAUGAAGAGGAAAUAGAAGAGAAUAAUGAUGAGGACGAAGAGGAAGAAGAGGAAGAAGAAUAUGACGAAUAUGACGAAUAUGGGUAUCCAGUAGAAAAACUCCCAAAGGUGAAAGAGACUCCUUCAAAACCAUUGAUAAGGUUUUUUGAUCUAUUACCCUUGGGAGCCAAAGUGGAAAUUUUCUAUAUUUUAAUUGAUAAGGUUUGUGUAACCAAUCUGUUUGCAAAAUAUCUCGAAAAAUUCGAAAAGCCAAUUGAGUUAAGACUAGAUCCUAUUUUCACACAUGUUUCUCAGUCCAAGUUUCCGGUAAUAGAAAGUUCCUACUAUCUUCUUGAUGAUAACAGAUUGUACCUCCAGAAGUUGAUCUACAGCAAAACAGUUCACAUUCCUACUUCUGGGAAAAAAUUGGAAGUUUUUGAUCCUUUAGAAGUAUUAGAUGAUAUUGAUCCAUCUUUGGAGUGGGAAUGUCUUACCAACAACUUUUAUGAGAUGUAUGAUUUAAUUAUUGAAUACAGAAAGAAGCCACAACUCAAGAAAUUAGGUCAAUUGCUAUUUGGUAUGCUUGAUGAAUUUGCUGGGCAAGAGUUGAAAUGGAAGAAGAAUUACCAACACCGGUUGAAGGAAAAACAGAUGCAGAGUCUAUUGAUGAAUCGAAAGAGAUCUAGCAGACUACAAGAGAAAGAAGAGCGUAAAAGACUUGAGGAGGUCGAAAAACAGGCAGAAUAUGAAAGAAGGUUGAAAGAAGCUGCGGCAAUGAGAGCUGCUAAAAGAAUUAAGUUAAAGGAGCAAAAAGAGCAGGAAAGACAGGAAAGAUUGAAUAAAAGAAUUGAAACACCCGCUCCAAUGAAUGAAGAGGUGAAACCAGAGGUCAUUGAAAUCGAUGAGGAGCCCUCAAUUAGUACAUCUCUUAAUGAUGCUGCAAUCAAGGAAGAACCAGCGGUCGAAGUAUUAGCACCACAAGACGUUUCAACUCAAAGUGUUGAAACUAAAACUGCUGCUGAUGCUCCAAAUCCCCAAUUAGACGACGUUCUGGUUUCAACACCUGCCAUUAUGUCAGCUGUAGCACCACAGCCAACUGAUAUUAUGCCAAUAAAAUCUGACGCUACAGAAUCUUCUUCUCAAACUGCUCCUGUUUCUGCAUCCAUUCCUAGUGUAGAAGCUUCCAAUGUUAUCGCUGAAGAUGAAGAUGUUGAAAUGAAGGAUGUUUAA